UUUUUGGGCCAAAUAGUCAAAAAGCCCGAAGAAGUUAAAACCCGGAUCGGCUGCGGCACUGUCAGGAAGCAGCAUCAACUAUGGCUUCCGAGAAAGAAGCUGCUCUUGCAGCCGCUCCUUCUGAUGCUCCUACCAUAUUUGACAAGAUCAUCAAUAAGGAAAUUCCUUCUACUGUAGUCUACGAGGAUGAUAAGGUCCUUGCCUUUAGGGACAUUAACCCUCAAGCUCCCGUACACAUUCUAAUCAUUCCAAAAGUGAAAGAUGGGUUAACUGGGUUGUCCAAGGCUGAGGAGAGACACUGUGAGAUUCUUGGCCGGCUUUUAUACACUGCCAAGCUGGUAGCCAAGCAAGAAGGCCUUGAUAAUGGCUUUAGAAUCGUAAUUAAUGAUGGACCAAAGGGAUGCCAAUCAGUUUAUCACAUUCAUGUGCAUCUUCUCGGGGGACGACAGAUGAACUGGCCCCCUGGCUAGGAUGUGGGAAAUGAUUCAUAGUGAGCCAUGGCGCUGCCGCUGGCAAGAUUCAUUUGGCAGUAAUACUACUCUUGGUCAUAUGUUCUUUUCUGCUGUUUAUUAAAUAACAGGUUCAAGUAACCACUGAGUUGUGACUAGUUACUUGAGGAAACCGAAUUAAAUGACCAGUAUUUAUACGGUUGCAGUGUUGGUUGAACUUGAUCUAAAACUAAAGCGAUUUCGUUGUU
Molecule: messenger RNA, 697 nt
Organism: Prosopis cineraria
Lineage: Eukaryota; Viridiplantae; Streptophyta; Magnoliopsida; Fabales; Fabaceae
Product: adenylylsulfatase HINT1
Exons: 5
Coding region: 81-470 (129 amino acids)
Biological process (GO): sulfur compound metabolic process; purine ribonucleotide metabolic process
Cellular component (GO): cytoplasm
Molecular function (GO): adenylylsulfatase activity
Source: RefSeq, a predicted model, not a curated record